CUUUAAUUAUGAGAACAACUCCAAAUAGUGUGAAAGAAACAGCUUCUAAGGUGUCUACUUAGGAUUAUAAAAAAUAACAAUCUCAACCUGUAUUUAAUUUUAAAUAUAUUUGAGACUGUUAGUAUACCAGAAUCUAGUUAAUUGUUUCAUAUACCAUAAAAGUAUUGUUAACAGAGAUUCAAACCUUAACCAACAAUUUCAAAAUCUAUUGAAGAGAAGAGAUAUAAGGGAAAUAAGAAUAAUUUAUCAGAAAUAAACAAUAGAACUAACAGUAGUUCUAAAAGUCGUAUAUCAGCAUUUACAAGCAAUCAAAAUGAAGAUGAAUAAAUUUAUAGUUCAUAAAACGCUUUGAAAUUAAAAAAAAUAAUAGGAGAUUCAUAGAUUAUGAAUCCUCAUUUAUAGAUGUAGAAUUUAAUAAAAAGACAUUUUUAGCUCAAAAUCUAAUUUGACAUUUGAUUCAACAAGUCCAAGAGCAAGAUAGAAUAAAUCGGCUUAUAAAAAGUAAAAUGAUUUUGAUAUAGCUAAAAUUAAUAUGUUGAGAGAAAAAACUUUAAUGCAAAAAAAGGCUUACUAACUUCAAUUAAGUUAAUCUAAAGGAUUGAUGGAUUAAUUGCUGAAUUUAGAUAAACAAAUAUAAGGAACAGUUUAAGAACAAUAGAAAAAAUUAUUGUAUUUAAAAUCUAGAGGUGUAUGGGAACCAUUUAAAGAUAUGUUUACUAAGUAAUUUGCUAGAACAUCAAUGUAAUAUAAAUCCUCUUUAAAUUCUUUGUAAAUACAGGUAAGAGAAAUAGAAUAAUAAUGGUAAGAUGUAACAAUGAAUAUUACAAAUAAUUUAUUCGAAUUGAUGUAAAACUCAGCUGUUUUAAUGUCAUAUGAAUAAGACGUAAAAUUAAAUGAAUUGGUAGAACAAAUGAGAAGGGAAAGAGAUAUUUGGUAAAAUAAUUAUAAAUCCCUUGAACAAGAGAGAGACAUUUUAUUAGAAACAGUAUCUUAAUUAAAAUAAACAUUAGAGAAGUUCAAACCUUAAAAUUAAUAAGAAAAGAAAGCAUAAGAUUUAGAAUCAUUGGAAACUCAUUAGUUGAAAGAAAUGGCAACAUUAAUGUAACAAAAAAUUUAAGAAAUGUCAGAUAAGGAAUCAAAAUUAAUAAAAUUAGUAAAAGCUAUAAAAAGAUCAGGAGUAGACAUAGAAAAAAUAUAUAAUGAGGAAGUCUUGAACGAAGAUUCAAUAUCAGAAUAGUAGACAUAAUCAAUAAGAGAUAAAAAGUAAGCUAAAAUUUCAAUUAUUAGAGAUUAAAAUGCCAAAUUAGAAAAGAGCUUUAACGAUGCAGAUAAUUCUGUAGUUAAUGAUUCUGAUGAAUCAAGUUUCCAAUAUGAUGGAAGGCUGGAUAAUGAAAGUAUAGUGGAAAGUAUUAGAAGAUUUGAAAAUAGAAAUUAAAAUAAUACAUAUGCAACAGAAAGUAAAAGUUCUAUAAGGAUGAAGAUUGAUUUAUCAAAAUGCAAUUAAAAUUAAAAAAAAAUGCAAUAAUUCUAGGAGUUACAACAACUAGAAUAAGCUAAAAAACAAUAGUAGCAAUAAUAGAAUAUGAAUAAGCUGAAAGUACCUGAAUUGGAUCCUGUAGGAUUUCAUUCUGAGUUUAUGUUGAAGAUCAACGAGUUCUCGGAGAGUUGGAGACUUUAGAUGUUAAAUGAUUAGAAAAAGAUAGAGCCCUGAUAUAAUAUAAAUUUUGAUUAGUUAUUAUGAGCUUUUAAUUGAA
Molecule: messenger RNA, 1754 nt
Organism: Paramecium sonneborni
Lineage: Eukaryota; Ciliophora; Oligohymenophorea; Peniculida; Parameciidae
Source: the annotation of a GenBank genome assembly